Molecule: messenger RNA, 1530 nt
Organism: Dichomitus squalens LYAD-421 SS1
Lineage: Eukaryota; Fungi; Basidiomycota; Agaricomycetes; Polyporales; Polyporaceae
Exons: 5
Coding region: 1-1530 (509 amino acids)
Biological process (GO): tRNA methylation
Molecular function (GO): tRNA (uridine) methyltransferase activity
Source: RefSeq, a predicted model, not a curated record
AUGUCCACAAACACUGCCCGCCCCAGGUUUUCUCCUUCGCCGUGUGUCAUAGCAGACACUCGCGACAGGCUCGCGCUAGAAUCGAGAAACAAUGACUGGAUGCCAAUCAUCCAAUGUCCCGCCGACUUUCCCCCACAAGUGUUUGAUGUCGCAGUAUCACAGCUCAUCCAUCAUCCAGAGUAUAAUUCUACUCUCAUCCUGCGUUCCGAAACGCUUGUGGAUACAUCUUCGGACUUCCCGGCCUCUAUACCCCAUUUCGACGGCUUCCGUCCUGUGCGCAACAUUCACAGGAGGUUGCUUCCCCGUAGGCCCGGACGAGACGCCGGUCUUGAGCAACAUUGCACGCUUUAUGCACCCACCAAUGGAGAUGACGACUCUCCCAUCGUCCUCGCCUUGACACCUAUCCCGGAGGCAGGCGCUGCCCUACCCUACUAUCACCCUACCGUCCAUCACCUCGCAUUCCGUUACAUCAUUGCAGAGACUCCUCUCUUGCGAAUAGAGAUCGUUCCACUCGCUGGCACGCCGACGGAUUUCAACUCACGAAUCUACCGCACGUGUCUGGCGUUAUUGGAUACACUGCAUAGGUAUGGCUGGGGUGCGGUCACCAAUUACAAGAAACGAGUCCUUCACGAUUGUGUCAUUCCUCGAGAAGAGUAUCAAGACCUCUAUCUGGUCAUGCGAGAACGGCAUAGGCAUCUUGUCAAUACGUGGCAAGAAGUCACUGACCCUUUGAAGCACGUCUUCGAGGACAUCGGUAUUGCCACAUUCCUCGUAUUGCUCUGGAAGCAUACAUUCGGCAGUCAGAGUUAUGCCUGUACCAGUAGUAAUGCUUCCGAGGAUCCCGAAAGUGAACCUUGGAGAAGUUGGCCUCGUCCACCGGCCGGGUUCCUUGACCUUGGUUGUGGCAAUGGGCUGCUUACCCACAUCCUCACCACAGAAGGCUACGACGGGCACGGCAUUGACGUUCGAGCUCGCACGUCCUGGUCCCAUUACCCGGAAAGUACUCAGGCGCGACUGCACGUUGAAUCCCUGGAUCCUUCUGGACCUAUUGUGGAGCACCCUUUCCUACGGCAUGGAGUGUUCAUCAUCGCGAACCAUGCCGACGAACUCACGCCGUGGACGCCAGUUCUAUCGACGUUGGUCUCCGCUUCCGGAUACCUGUCCAUUCCGUGUUGCACCUGGGCAUUCGAUGCGAAAUAUGAGCGGACGAACACUCCCGACUAUCCAACGCCCAACGACAACUUCAUAGACGGCCUGAAUCUAGGAGGCGAUGGGAGCAAUGCAAGCUCGUACUCAAGGUAUAGGAUAUGGCUUGCGUCGCUCAGCUUGCAUUGCGGAUGGCAAGUCGAGUGCGAAGCGCUUCGAAUUCCAAGCACAAGAAACUGGGCUAUCAUCGGGAGGAGGCGGACGACGCAGGAUACAGAGGAGCUUGAGGAAAUUCGGAGAAGAGUCGAAGACAUCGUCGUCCACGUGCGUGAGAGGGGUCUCUUCAAAACGAGGACGCCGGAAGGAAAAGCAAAGGACCAUUAG